Protomyces lactucae-debilis is the source of this 982-nucleotide messenger RNA. RefSeq lists its product as uncharacterized. The coding region runs from base 1 to 846 and encodes 281 amino acids. The record is from RefSeq and is a predicted model, not a curated record. The transcript has a single exon. Lineage: Eukaryota; Fungi; Ascomycota; Taphrinomycetes; Taphrinales; Protomycetaceae.
AUGUCCUUCUCGAGUCCCAUUGCUCGCUCCCUACAUGAGUCACAGGGCCGGGCAGCAUCGCCUGCAAUAGGUAGAGCAGCCCCGACGACACCGCAACAAGCAGGCAGCGCGUCAACACCCACGCGACUCUCCUCAUUCCCGUCUCCCUUGCCAGCUACACCGACGUCAGCUGCUCAAACACCGACUGGUCGAUGGUCGCACCCCGUCGUCAGCUUGAUUCCGGAGUUGCAGCGAAAGAAUGCGCCCAACGAUAGCACCAUCAGGAAGAUCCUGCUCAACGCGUUUGCUCUCUUUGCCAUCUACAAGGCAUCUGUCUAUAUAGACAUGGUUGCGAGACUCCUCUCAAUGGAUCUGCGCCUUAUGAUGUACAUACGAUAUGGUCUGUAUGCACUACUGACCUACAAUGUCGCUGAGAAUGUGCGGCGAUUCGGAUGGACCUUGAGUGAUGCCGCCGCACAGUCUUACAGCUUGACGGAGGCUCAACGCAAGCAGCUCAAUCUCCCUACAUCACCAGCAUCAACGGCCAGUAUAGCUGCCAACAAGAUCCUCAGCGCUGGCACGCCGACUCCCCAUCGACAAAACCUGACACCACCCAAAUACCAGAAACAAUCGACGCCGAGUCCGAGUGCGUCACGGAUUGUGCUGGAUGCAACAGAGAGUGGCACACAGUCGAGUCAAUCGAGACGACGGUCGUCACUGAGCAGUGAUGGCAGUACGGAUCGACGGCCUGCCUCGCCUGGCGGCGUGUUUCGACAAUCGCCCUUGGGUCGACAAGCUGAGGGACGCUCCAUCUCUUUACAACCGAACACGGCAAGCGGAUCUCCACUAGCGAUUGGUCGCUGGUGACUUUCUGGCUCUUCAUGUCAUGAAGGACGUUGUUUCACUUGUCUAGUCGUAUACUGCGAAAAGAAGUUAGCACAAGCAACGAUGAAAGAAAUAGCCUCUUACCGUGUACAAGACCAUAGAAGAGAGUCCAUGUGAG